AAAAUGCUAAUGUCAUCAAUGACUUUAUAUUAAAACCGCUACAGUAACAAUAUUAUACGUAUUCUGUAUUUUCUUAUCAUUAGAAAAUGAAAAAAAGGAAAAAAAAAGAAAAAAAAAACCUAGGCCGAAUUUGAGCAAAGUGGUGAAUUUACAUUAUACUCCCAAUUGCAGUGAGUAAAUGACCCUGAAGGCCUCAGCUAAGAAGUGUAUAGUUUCCCAUUUUUAUUCUAUCAGAAAAGAUUAAAACUUUGUAAACACAAUAGAAGAUAAUGGCAAUUUCUUGUUAUUCACCCUGUUCUUCAGUUAACACUAUGCUUUCUCUAUCCUCACCGUCACAAUGUUUGCCUUCAAAUCUCUUCUAUAAACCCUGGAAAAGUUUAAUGGUGAAUUCCCGAAAUUUCCAUCUCAAAUUUGUGGUAAAUUGUAAUUCUUCUGAUGCGGGUUCCUCCUCUUCUUCCGAUUAUUCAAAUUUCAGGCAAGUUCAUAUGCCAUCUUUUGGAUUGUCAUCAAAUGAAAAUGCAUGCAAACAAUCAUAUAAAUGGCAAAGAGUGCUGCUUAAAGUUAGUGGAGAAGCUCUUGCAGGAGAUAAUGCUCAGAACAUAGAUCCCAAGGUAACAAUGGCCAUAGCAAGGGAGGUUGCUUCAGUUACAAGACUUGGCAUUGAGGUAGCGAUUGUUGUUGGUGGUGGAAACAUUUUUCGAGGAUCUACUUGGGCAGGUUGUAGUGGCCUUGACCGUUCAUCCGCUGAUUAUAUUGGAAUGAUGGCCACUGUGAUGAAUGCUAUAUUUUUACAAGCAACAAUGGAGAGUAUUGGUAUUCCAACGCGUGUCCAGACUGCAUUUCGCAUGUCUGAGGUUGCCGAGCCCUACAUACGUAGAAGAGCAGUCAGACAUUUGGAGAAAGGGAGGGUUGUAAUAUUUGCGGCGGGAACUGGAAAUCCAUUUUUCACCACAGAUACUGCUGCUGCUCUUCGAUGUGCUGAAAUUAAUGCCGAAGUUGUGCUGAAAGCAACAAAUGUGGAUGGAGUUUAUGAUAAAGAUCCUCGGAAAAACUCAGAUGCCCGGCUGCUUGAUACCUUAAGCUAUCAAGAUGUAAUAUCAAAGGAACUCUCUGUGAUGGACUUGACUGCUAUUACAUUGUGCCAAGAGAACAAUAUUCCAGUUGUUGUAUUCAAUCUAAACAAAGAAGGUGACAUUUCAAAAGCAAUCCAAGGAGAGAUAGUCGGAACCAUCAUCGGAGGGCAGCGGCAGGUAGCUACAGCAGAGAUACAGUAACUUCCCAGGUUGAUAAUCCCUCUAGUCUAGAUUUCUAGUUACAGUAGCUUUAGCUGGCAAAAUAUAGGACUAUUGCUAUUGAUAUUGAGGACUGUAAAUAUGAACAAUCUUGAAGAUAGUUCUCACUGGAAAUUAUAGAAAAAUUUAUAAAAUUUUGCAGACUUUGGAUCUUGUAAUUCAGUAAACAGUGUUUAACAUAUUCUUUUCUUAUAAAGCGUCCGAUGAGAUUAGACUUCA
Messenger RNA from Chenopodium quinoa (quinoa), 1511 nucleotides. Its product is annotated as uridylate kinase-like. Gene Ontology annotation, biological process: UDP biosynthetic process. The record is from RefSeq and is a predicted model, not a curated record. Gene Ontology annotation, cellular component: cytoplasm. NCBI's taxonomy places the organism in Eukaryota, Viridiplantae, Streptophyta, Magnoliopsida, Caryophyllales, Amaranthaceae. The transcript is spliced from 7 exons. Bases 270 to 1274 code for a protein of 334 amino acids. Gene Ontology annotation, molecular function: UMP kinase activity.